CGGCGUGAUUUCCUCGCGCCGAGAGACCCAGCAGGAGCCUCGCAAAACCCAAUUCACGUUUUAUUUUAUUAUUUUGCCUCUCAAAUGCAUGGAAAUUGGCUGUUAGUAGCUUUGCUACAGGAGAAAAUCGCUAAUCUGCGGUGCAAAAUCGGCACACAGGGGUUUUCUCCGCGAUUGUCUAGACGCCAUGCGGGCGGGUCGGAGGCGCCAGACACAUUGUAUCCGGGGCGCGGAGCUCUGGAGCAACAGUCGCCGCUGCUACUCAGUAUCUGCGCCCCGCCAGCGCCCAGUGUCCGCGCUGGGCCUGAGACUGACCUCGGGGGAUGGGGCCCACCCGGGCUUUGAUGGGGGGCCGGGAGUCACUUCGUCCACCCAGGCAAGGCUCGAGUCCAGCGCCGGCCAUAUCAACUCCUGGGGGAUCUAGCAGCGCGGAGGCCGACCAGGAGGCCCAGAAGCCCCGCGCGUCUUCCAUUAGUGCAGUGACCUCGGGGCCACCGCUCAGAGAAUCGGAAGGCCUCCUCCCCCUUCCCGAGCGCUGCCACUGGGGCCGAGGUUUCCAGCAAGAACCCGCGUGUCCCUGCGCACGCACACACGGUGCACACGUCAGUCCGGCGCCUCCCCGUGCCCGGGCUCACGCAGGUCCUCCCGCGCGCCCGCAACGCGCCCGCAGGCUCCUGUGUCUGAUGCCGGGGCCACGGGGCCCGGAAGGCAGAAGAUGGCUGUGCCACCCACGUAUGCCGAUCUUGGCAAAUCUGCCAGGGAUGUCUUCACCAAGGGCUAUGGAUUUGGCUUAAUAAAGCUUGAUUUGAAAACAAAAUCUGAGAAUGGAUUGGAAUUUACAAGCUCAGGCUCAGCCAACACUGAGACCACCAAAGUAACAGGCAGUCUGGAAACCAAGUACAGAUGGACUGAGUACGGCCUGACGUUUACAGAGAAAUGGAACACCGACAAUACACUAGGCACCGAGAUUACUGUGGAAGAUCAGCUUGCACGUGGACUGAAGCUGACCUUCGAUUCAUCCUUCUCACCUAACACUGGGAAAAAAAAUGCUAAAAUCAAGACAGGGUACAAGCGGGAGCACAUUAACCUGGGCUGUGACAUGGAUUUCGACAUUGCUGGACCUUCCAUCCGGGGUGCUCUAGUGCUGGGUUACGAGGGCUGGCUGGCGGGUUACCAGAUGAAUUUUGAGACUGCAAAAUCCCGAGUGACCCAGAGCAACUUUGCAGUUGGCUACAAGACUGAUGAAUUCCAGCUUCACACUAAUGUGAAUGACGGGACAGAGUUUGGUGGCUCCAUUUACCAGAAAGUGAACAAGAAGUUGGAGACCGCUGUCAAUCUCGCCUGGACAGCAGGAAACAGUAACACGCGCUUCGGAAUAGCAGCCAAGUAUCAGAUUGACCCUGACGCCUGCUUCUCGGCUAAAGUGAACAACUCCAGCCUGAUAGGUUUAGGAUACACUCAGACUCUAAAGCCAGGUAUCAAACUGACACUGUCAGCUCUUCUGGAUGGCAAGAACGUCAAUGCUGGUGGCCACAAGCUUGGUCUAGGACUGGAAUUUCAAGCAUAAAUGAAUACUGUACAAUUGUUUAAUUUUAAACUAUUUUGCAGCAUAGCUACCUUCAGAAUUUAGUGUAUCUUAAUGUUGUAUGUCUGGGAUGCAAGUAUUGCUAAAUAUGUUAGCUCUCCAGGUUAAAGAUGAUUCAGCUUUAAGAUGUUACCCUUCCAGAGGUACAGAAGAAACCCAUUUCCAGAAAAGGUCCUUUCAGUGGUAGACUCGGGGGGAGCUUGGUGGCCCCUUUGAGAUGCCAGGUUUCUUUUUUAUCUAAAAUGGCUGCAAGUGGAAGCUGAUAGUAUGUAGGCACUUUGUAAAUUCAUAUUGAGUAAAUGAAUGAAAUUGUGAUUUCCUGAGAAUCGAACCUUGGUUUCCUAACCCUAAUUGAUGAGAGGCUUGCUGCUUGAUGGUGUGUACAAACUCACCGGAAUGGGACUUUUUUGGACAGAUCUUCAUAACCUGUUCCCACCCCAGUUCAUCAUCACCUCUUUUACACCAAAAGGUCUGCAGGAUGUGGUCACUGUUUCUUUUGUGCCAUUUUGGGGUGGAGAAGGUAGAUGUGAUGAAGCCAAUAAUUCAGGACUUAUUCCUUCUUGUGUUGUGUUUUUUUUGCCCUUGCACCAGAGUAUGAAAUAGCUUCCAGGAGCUCCAGCUAUAAGCUUGGAAGUGUCUGUGUGAUCGUAAUCACAUGGUGACAACACUCAGAAUCUAAAUUGGACUUCUGUUGUAUUCUCACCACUCAAUUUGUUUUUUAGCAGUUUAAUGGGUACAUUUUAGAGUCUUCCAUUUUGUGUGGAAUUAGAUCCUCCCCUUCAAAUGCUGUAAUUAACAUCACUUAAAAAAACUUGAAUAAAAUAUUGAAACCUCA
This is a messenger RNA of Rhinopithecus roxellana (golden snub-nosed monkey), 2420 nucleotides long. RefSeq names its product voltage dependent anion channel 1 (gene VDAC1). The transcript has 9 exons. The record is from RefSeq and is a predicted model, not a curated record. Gene Ontology annotation, biological process: monoatomic anion transmembrane transport. Gene Ontology annotation, cellular component: mitochondrial outer membrane. The coding region runs from base 716 to 1567 and encodes 283 amino acids. NCBI's taxonomy places the organism in Eukaryota, Metazoa, Chordata, Mammalia, Primates, Cercopithecidae. Gene Ontology annotation, molecular function: voltage-gated monoatomic anion channel activity.